UCUUAUAUUCUUUCAUUAGUUUCUCAAUUCUUCGGCCGGCUAGUGUAGCUAUUAAAAAAUAAUAAUUUGUUAUAAAUAAAAUACACGCUACGCAAGAAAUUCAAUAAAUGAUUUUUUGAAAUGGACGGAGAGAGACAUAAAGCAAAUCUCCAGGGUAUUUUGAAAUAUGCCAUCACAAAUUCCAAAACUGAGGAUGGAUCACAAACCUUUACGGGAAAUGAGCAGUUGGAUUCGGAGAGAAAACAAUUUCUUGAAAAUGCGAUAAAAAGUAUGACUGUCGAUGUCAUUGGUGAAUUAGAGAGAGCAAUUCACAUCCUUGAGCUGAAGGAAUCAACAAUUGAAGACAAAAUUGAAGCUCUUAAUAUUGUACGAGAUCUUGCUGGUAACAUAGAUUUCGCCAACAACUUCAUUCAGAUAGGUGGCUCCAAAGUUGUGUUUGAUUGUUUGAAAAACACUAACCCCAAGCUACGUAUUUGCGCUGCAUAUGUGAUAGCUGAACUGUCUCAGAACAAUCCAUUCUGUCAGAAACAUUUUCUGCAAGCCGGCGCUCUUCAGGAGCUUAUUGUGUGCACUAAGGAAGAUGGAGAUGUUGCUAGUAGCAGCAUGCAUGCUAUUUCCGCAUUAGUACGAAAUUUCGAGGAUGGAAGUGCAAAAUUUAUAGAACUCGGUGGACUAGAAUGCCUUUUGGAACGUCUGCAUAGUGAAAAUAGUAGAGUAUUUGUGAAGGCAUGCUUUCUUUUGAGAGCCCUAGCUGCAGAAUUCGAUGGCAUUCGAGAUGAAUUUGUGAAGUUAGGUGCAGUUAACAAACUUGCAUCAUUUGUAGAACCGGUAAUAGGCUUUGACAUUAAAACUGAAACAGUACUUUCUGCCCUUUGUUUGCUUGUUGAAUCAAAAGAAGGAAAACUUCAGUUCCAAAAAACUAACAUUUCAGAAACAUUGCAAGAUAUUUUAGACAAAAAUGAAGGAAAAGCUGAAUGUGAGGAAAUAUUAAGAGACAGCAAUGCUCUUUUGAAUCUCACACGGAAUAAAAAAUAAAAAAUUUAAAUGUUCUUAAAAUUAA
Eupeodes corollae is the source of this 1060-nucleotide messenger RNA. RefSeq lists its product as uncharacterized. The transcript is spliced from 5 exons. The record is from RefSeq and is a predicted model, not a curated record. Bases 121 to 1035 code for a protein of 304 amino acids. Lineage: Eukaryota; Metazoa; Arthropoda; Insecta; Diptera; Syrphidae.